Spirodela intermedia is the source of this 2600-nucleotide messenger RNA. NCBI's taxonomy places the organism in Eukaryota, Viridiplantae, Streptophyta, Magnoliopsida, Alismatales, Araceae. The record is from the annotation of a GenBank genome assembly.
AUGCCACGGCCGGGAGCAGGUGCGGACAACGGGGAGGAGGAGUCGGGGCUUGGAGAGCCACCCGACGGCGACGUGCUUGAUGUGGAUCCCACAGGGCGUUAUAUCUGCGUAAAAACCGUCCUGAUGUCUUCGCCGAUUUUUCUUUUUUUUUCCCCUCGUCUAAAAUUAUAUUUAAUUGCUUAUUGAACAGUAUAAAGAGAUAUUGGGCAAGGGCGCCUUCAAAACUGUGUAUGUUCUGAAAUUAUUUCCAUCUCCUUUUAUAUGGUUCACAUAUUUACCAACAUAUUUACCAACUUAUUCACCUUUUGCAGCUACAAGGCGUUUGAUGAGUUGGAUGGAAUAGAGGUUGCCUGGAACCUGGUAAAAAUAGACGAUGUCUUGCAGUCUCCUGAAGACUUGGAGAGAUUAUACUCUGAAGUGCAUCUUUUGAAACUACUCAAGCACGAGAACAUAAUAAAGUUUUAUACUUCGUGGAUCGAUGAGCAGAACAAGACUAUCAACAUCAUUACCGAGUUGUUCACCUCGGGCAGCUUGAGACAGUAAUUUUCUCUCUCUUGCGUGCUGAAUGUUUUAUACUUUUUUUGCCUUUUGCUCUUGUUCGGAGACAACCCUGGUAACUUGGCUAGAUGGACCUCAGGUACCGCAAGAAACAUAAGAAAGUAGACAUGAAAGCUGUCAAAGGAUGGGCCAGACAGAUUCUUACGGGUCUGACUUAUCUCCAUUGUCAUGAUCCACCCAUCAUACACAGGGACCUUAAAUGUGACAAUGUAUUCAUCAAUGGUAACCAUGGUGAAGUAAAGAUAGGUGAUCUUGGAUUGGCAACUAUUAUGCAACGGACAAAUGCUCGGACUGUAAUUGGUAUUCCCUUUCCCUGAAUUUCUAUGCCUCAUUUUUUUCUACUGCACCUAGAUUUUAGAAGAUAAUGUGUACCAUACGAUCAAAAAUGUUCUCAUGCCAAUAUGAUCACCAUUUGGUGCUGUGAUUAGUUUAUUGGUGUUGAAACUAGGCAUUGAUGGUGUGACGUGUUAAUCCUUAAGUCGGCUCUAUAUAGGCACUCCUGAAUUCAUGGCACCGGAGCUGUAUGAUGAAGACUACAAUGAGUUGGUUGACAUAUAUUCAUUUGGGAUGUGCUUAUUGGAGAUGGUGACCUUCGAGUAUCCUUACAGUGAGUGUAGAAAUUCUGCCCAAAUUUUUAAGAAAGUCUCAUCGGUGAGUACUAUUGAUGAGUACGGAUCCUUUCUGUUGUUUAGGUGGCAGGUAUUAAUCUUGAUUCUUCCCUUUAUCAUUGGUUGUCUAGGGAAUAAAGCCCGCGGCAUUGUCUAAAGUGACCGACACAGAGGUUAAGGCAUUUAUAGAGAAAUGCAUUGUCCCUGCUGCUCAACGAUUGCCAGCAAAGGAACUAUUGAAGGAUCCUUUUCUCCAAUUCAAUGGUUUGACCGGAACCCUGGAGAGUUGCCCUCUGCCUUUACCAAAGAUGGAUGCGUUUGAAGACAAUUGCACCCAUAACAAUGAGUCUUGUGCUAGCAGUCGAAAUUUGUCUCUAUCCUUUGACGUUGACUUUGACAACACCGAGCUGCCGCUGAUUACUCUGGUUAAAAAUCCUGGUGAUGAAUCCAACUUGACGGUGAUGGAGGCAAAGAAGGCAGUGAAUGGGAAGAGGUUCAUUCUAAAAGGGGAGAGGAAUGAUGACAAGUCUAUGUCGCUGUUACUUCGUAUCGAGCAUGGCCCAUGUAAUCUAUUCGCAUGCGUUAACUUUGUUGAUCUUUCAUUAUUUAUAAAUCUGAUCAUUCGUGAUUCUUACCUAUAUCAUGUGUGCAGGCCGUCCAAGACAUGUGCACUUUUUGUUUUACCUCGACAGUGACACACCUCUCUCUGUUGCUAGCGAAAUGGUUGACCAAAUAGAACUCGUUGACCAAGAUGUCAAGUGCAUUGCUCAAUUAAUCGAUACAUUGCUGAUAAAUCUGAUCCCUGGGUGGAAACCAUGCGUCCCCACUCAUUUGCUAGCUAGGCUGAAUUGCCAUGCUGAAGCAAAGCAUCGGUGUUCAUCCUCCUACAGCUCCAUGAUAUCUUUUCAAAAUAUUUUUGAGACAAAUGCCAGCCAUGCCGAUUCGACUGGUCAACUCCAUGGAAAUGAUGCUUCCACCAGAAUUCAUGACGAUAUUGCUCACCUUGAUUUUGAAUCUCUGAGCAUUAAUUGCACCGAUGAAAGGGCUUCAGCGGCUUCGCUCUUUUCUACUAUGUCAACGGAGAGAGAUGACAAGUGCCCAGUAAGCUGUGGUUUCACCUCACCUGGUGACUAUCAUUGCCAUGGACCUGCGGUGAAGCAGGGAAUGGACAAGGUCAACACCGUUGACAAAGAGCACGGUCGCAACGUUCUGUAUAAUAUCCCAUCAUCAAGAUUGCAGAUUGGAGAUCCUUCUACAGAUGUGGACAAAGAUCAUGUUGAUAUCGAUGCCAAUGAUCAUGAACUGCGACUGGAGUUAGAGUCUAUAGAGUCGCAAUAUAAGCAAGCGCUAGAGGACAUGUGUAAGAAAAAGCAGCAAGCAAUCGAGGCUGCAAAGAGAAGAGCGGCGCACAGAAAGCAGCUGCUUACCCAGUAA